Cicer arietinum (chickpea) is the source of this 1318-nucleotide messenger RNA. Its product is annotated as serine/threonine/tyrosine-protein kinase HT1-like. Gene Ontology annotation, biological process: protein phosphorylation. Gene Ontology annotation, molecular function: ATP binding; protein serine/threonine kinase activity. The record is from RefSeq and is a predicted model, not a curated record. Lineage: Eukaryota; Viridiplantae; Streptophyta; Magnoliopsida; Fabales; Fabaceae.
AUGGCAAAGGAAUAUUCAUCACAGCAGCUCUCAUUCUCAGUCUCAAAUACUAUGCUCCUUUUUCAUCUCUCACUCACCUGUUCGUCGCAGAACGACGAAAACGGGAUAAGUGUUGAUGAUGUUUCCGAUUUUGAUGAUGGUUUUGUGUUUGAUAUUGAUCCAUGUUUACUUGUGAAUUGUGAUAAAUUAGACAUUGGUGAAAUGAUUGGAGAAGGAUCUUACUCUAUUGUAUAUAAAGGAUGGUAUGAAAGUCGUCCCGUAGCUAUUAAGAUGAUACUCCCUCAAAGAACAAAGGAUGCUACACCAGAAUGUAAGGCCAAAUUUCAGAGGGAGGUGAAGUUAUUAUCUGGGAUUGAUCAUAGAAAUGUUGUGAAGUUUAUUGGAGCCACUGUGAAACCAUCAAUGAUGAUAAUUACAGAACUUUUAGAAGGAGGUUCACUUCAAAAAAACUUGAAGAGCAUUUAUCCAACAGCUUUUUCUUUAGAACAAUGUUUAAAUUAUGCUCUGGAUAUUUCUCAAGCUAUGGAAUAUUUGCAUGCAAAUGGCAUCAUUCAUCGUGAUCUCAAGCCUGGUAACUUACUGCUUACAGAAGACAAGAUUAAUGUUAAAGUUGCUGACUUUGGAACAGCUAGAGAGGAUAUAUGUGAUGAGAUGACAUGUGAAGCUGGUACUUAUAGAUAUAUGGCUCCUGAGCUAUUCAGCAAAGAUCCACUUCCAAAGGGAGCAAAGAAAAGCUAUGAUCGUAAGGCAGAUGUGUACAGUUUUGCAAUAGUUAUGUGGUCUUUGAUCAAAAAUCAAACUCCAUUUAAAGAAAGGAAAGACUUCAUGGCAGCAUAUGCUAUGGCUAACAAUAUGAGACCAAGUGUGGAUGGAUUUCCAAAAGAUAUACUCCCCUUGUUGCAAUCUUGUUGGGAUGAUGAUCCAAAACUCCGACCCGAAUUCACCGAAAUAGUUGAAACACUAAAAAGGAUUCUCCAAAAUCUUUACUCAACAAAGAAUAUUAGUGAGCAUGGGGAUAUAAAAGAAGUUGAUAGCAAAAUUCAUGAGGAAGAAAGUGCAAAGACACUUUCCACAACAAGCCUAGAGUCCUCUAAGAAGAAUGAAAACAUUCCCAAACUUGAGAAUGAGACUAUAAAACCCAAUGAUGGAACACAUGGCAAGUCUCAAUCUCAAUCUCACAAUGGAAUUCUCCCAGCCUUAGUGCAAAGGAAGCCAAAAAAGAAAAAUAAGAUCAACCGUUUGUUUUCUUGUUUUCGUUGUUGCUUUGCUUCUUGAUAUCACAUGUCAAAUAGCUUAAUGCUCCUCGUACUUAAAAGAC